GCCCUACCUUACCUUAAUUCUCACUUUACCCCAUGCUCAAAACCGAAGAGCCAAUUGACGUCCAAAGGGCACUGUCAAAAGGGAAGAGAAGCGCAUGAGCCGAUGCAAGGGCAGAAGUAUCCAGCUCUGCAUGGCCCUCUUUUUGCUGGUUUUUGUCCCUGCUGUGCCUGGUAUUCGUCAAAUGCUCAAGGUAUCUUUCCCGGCGGAUCCUCCUGUCCACUGCACCUGCACCUGCACAUUGAAGGUAAACAUCGUAUGUACUUUUUCUCCUGUUCCUACCUUACCUGAGGUGGGUGCCUACCUGGUAUGAGAAAUGAGGCAGACGGCAAGGACGUUGGAAGAGGACCAAGAGGGAAAGAGCACCAGUGCACGGAACAAGGGUCCUUCGUUCCUUCCCU
Messenger RNA from Colletotrichum acutatum, 398 nucleotides. RefSeq lists its product as uncharacterized. The transcript has a single exon. The coding region runs from base 95 to 310 and encodes 71 amino acids. Lineage: Eukaryota; Fungi; Ascomycota; Sordariomycetes; Glomerellales; Glomerellaceae. The record is from RefSeq and is a predicted model, not a curated record.